Messenger RNA from Lathyrus oleraceus (garden pea), 1674 nucleotides. Its product is annotated as auxin response factor 8. NCBI's taxonomy places the organism in Eukaryota, Viridiplantae, Streptophyta, Magnoliopsida, Fabales, Fabaceae. Gene Ontology annotation, cellular component: nucleus. Gene Ontology annotation, molecular function: DNA binding. The record is from RefSeq and is a predicted model, not a curated record. Bases 16 to 1674 code for a protein of 552 amino acids. Gene Ontology annotation, biological process: response to hormone; regulation of DNA-templated transcription. The transcript is spliced from 3 exons.
GCUGUUGCUGGAGGAAUGGUUCGAAUUCCAGAACUUAACUCUAACAUCUUCUACUUCCCUCAAGGCCAUGCUGAGCAUGCAUAUGAACCUGUCCAUUUUCCUGCCGACUUCAAAAUUCCAUCCCAAAUUCCAUGUAGGGUUGCGGCUAUCCAUUAUAGGGCUGAUCCUGACACAGAUGAAGUGUAUGCAAAACUCAGACUUGUUCCGCUACAUAUUAGUGAAGUUAGUUUUGAUGAUGACGCUGUUGGUGGUGGCAUCGAUAACAUGUCUGAAACUAAGUAUCAGUCUUAUACGAAAACCUUGACACAAUCUGAUGCAAACAAUGGUGGCGGAUUCUCUUGUCCUAGGAAAUGUGCAGAAACACUUUUUCCUCCAUUAGACUAUUCAGAUAUGCUUCCUACUCAGGACAUUUUUCCCAUGGAUGUGCAUGGAGAAACAUGGAGCUUUAGACAUGCUUAUAGGGGCAUGCCGAAGCGGCAUCUGUUAACAACUGGGUGGAGUGACUUUGUGACCGAUAAGCUACUUGUUUCGGGGGAUUCACUUGUGUUUGUGAGAGAUGAACACAGUGACCUUCAUAUUGGAAUACGAAGGUCUAAAAAACGAAACGACUGUAUAUUUAAAUUUUCAUCAAAAAGGAAACUUGGACCAUCAUACGGUAGACUUACUUCCUCUUUUGGAGAGUUGAGAAUAAGUGAUAAGGUGAUGGGAGUUGGUAAAGUGAAGGCUGAAGAUGUUAUUGAAGCAGUAGAACUUUGUGUCAAUAUGAAACCGUUUGAUGUGGUUUACUAUCCUCGGGUUGGUACUCCCGAGUUUUUUGUGAAACCCUCUUUGAUUAGAAAAGCCCUUCAGGUUAGGUGGUGUUGUGGAAUGAGGUUCAAGAUGGCCAUUGAAACGGAAGACUCGUCAAGGACACAUUGGUUAAUGGGAACAAUUGCUUCUGUUCAGGCUGCUGAUCCAGCAUGGCCUGACUCUCUUUGGAGAGGUUUGCAGGUUACAUGGGACCAACCUGAUUUAGUUACAAAUACCAAAAUGCUGAAUCCGUGGGAAGUCGAAGUAGUAUCGGACAUGCCUCCGUUCCCUUUUGUCCCUUUCUUGCCAUCAAGUAAGAAACUGAGAUGGGAUCAACAGCCAAGUUUCGCCAUGGAUGGCCAAUUAACAAUGCCAACAUUUCCAAACAAUGAAACUCCAAAUGUUGAUAGUACUACAGGCAUGCAGGGAGCCAGGCAUGAUGAUAUUAGUUUCUCCAAAUCAUCCUUUCACCUUGAAAAAAUUCCAUUAGAACCCUUUAUGUCUCAUUUCCGACAAUCAUUUAAUCAUGAUGCCUCAACAUCCACUUCUGUCUCUAAUAGCCCCACAUUGCAAAAGGAGAGCAACAAUAAAUCAUCACAGCAACUGGAUCAUGCGAAGCCGAAAGAGUUGGUGCUUUUUGGCCAAACAAUAAAGCAUGCAAAGCCGAAAGAGUUGGAGCUUUUUGGCCAAACAAUGGAUCAUGCGAAGCCGAAAGUGUUGGUGCUUUUUGGUCAAAGAAUACAAAUUGACAGUGAAAACGAAAAUGCUGAGAUGAAAAUCACUAAUUAUUUGUCUGAUCCUUUACAAUGCAAAAAAGAUAGUAAUUCUGAAGGAGAAACAGUGGAGAUUGAGCAUUCCGGGAGUUCAUCAAAAGAGCCGGCGUGA